CAGAGUGAACAACUAACCUCAAGAAAAUAUUCCCAAAGAGCAUCCAACAAAGCAGGCAUGCCCCUUUUUGUCAGAGCAUCUCAUUUCCGUCAUGUUUUUGGAACGGCAGCCAAGAAGGAAAACUGCUACGCCGAGGGGGUCAGAAUAUCAAAGAAUUCUGUAGAGUCUCCAUACUGCGCCGUUAAUCCGAAAUUCCUCGCUAUCAUUGUAGCUUCGGCUGGUGGAGGUGCAUUUCUUGUUUUACGACAUGACGAGGUAACCUUUUUGUUUCAAUUUAGUCCUCAAAAUUGCCAAAUUGUUUGGUGUCGGGGGCGCAAUUAGCCUGUAGCUGAACUUUUUUAAGUGCACAUCAACCUAGAAGUUCAUUAUUUUCUGUUAGUUUGUCUUGCCACUAGUACAUCCUUGUUUCAGUUUUGAAGCUGAUAAGCUAAGGAAGGAGGAAAUUGCCAAGGAGGGUGUAACCUGAUGACAUGAACAAAUUAUGUAUGCACGAGUGUACUAUGUAAGCUUUUACUGGCUAAAGUGCAUGGCGGUUCUGUCAAAAAGAAUGACAAAGAGAAUGACAUCUUUUGACAAUAAAUUUCUUGAUAUCCCGUUUUAACUACGUGGCGUCACAGAAAAUUCUUAUCUCUCAUUAUUAUUUCUUACAAGGUCAUUUCCUGGUUAGAGACCACCGGGAGCAGGGGUGGGGAGCUGUGGUAGGGGUGUUGGUAUUAAGAUUAUGGGGUAGGGGGAUUGUUUUUCUUUGAUGGCAAAAAAGGGUUGUACAAUUCUUACUCUUGUGUUUUCAUCCGGAUGAGUGGAUCCACCUUUGUAACAAGCUAAAAAUGUCCACAAGACAUAUUUUAUAAACUUUGUUGCAUUGGGCAGCAAUUUUGGACACCCAGUGCUGAUUUCAGUAUCACAGGAUAGCUCAUGCCCUAGUCAAGUUAAUUUUCCUCAAUGGUUCUUUCUUCGUAAUGAUAUGUUCUCCACACAAGACAAAUCAACGGAGAGGUCUGAGGCACAUGUUACUUUAGGAUUUCAGGUACACUGACAGGGGGAUGGUAGGGGAGAGAAAAAGAAAUCGCAAUCAAUAUGUUAAAGUUAAUUUUUUAUCUCAGGUAAUUUUUAUUUUUUCCCCUGGUAACCAGUUGAGUGUAAUAACCACUACACCAUGGGGACAACCACGCUGGCAAUGCAGCAAUUGAAGAUGUGAUUUACAUGUUUUGGGUGUGGUCCUUUGGGGAAAUUUUCCCUUUAAGGUGAUAAGGUAGUGGAAGCCUAUAAUUCCAUUUGCAGGUGAACUAAGUAUCACUUUAAAGGGUAAGUAACAAAGUCAGCUUAGCCAGCGAUACAAAGGAGGAUCCAAUUAAGGAUACAGACUAUUCAAAUUAAUAUUUUUAAAUCACCAUAUACCUGUACGAGAAAUAACAACUACUGACCUUAUACACCCCAAAUAAUCAUAUCAACAGACUAAAAUAAUCUUUGAAAGAAAAUUCUACCCUGAGGUGGAUUUGAACCCAUGUCCCCCUGGUAACUAGUCGAGUGUAAUAACCACUACACCCUCCAGACAACCACACUGGCAAUGUGGCAAUUAAAGAUCCUUGUGAUUUGUGUGACUAUAUAUUUUCAUUUGGCUGCAGCUUUGUUUCAAAACCUAAAAAUCAAUAUUUUCUUGUUGGCAUUUGAUAGGCUAUUCUGCUAUACAAAUGUACAAAAUCAUGAACAGGUUUCAGACAAGAGAAAUCCAUUUAAUGUUGUUUGACACACAAUUUUGAGUGGGAAAGAUAAUCAAUCAUCCUUUUUAGAACGAAGUAGCUAAAUUUUGUCCAAAAGAAAACUAAUAAAGUGAAAGGAAAAGGAAACUUGCUGUAAUAUUACAUAAUGUGUGAUGUAAAUGCUGUCCACGCUGUUUGUCUUUGAAAUUAUCAAAAUGGCUGCUCUUUUGGCCACCCAGCAAUCACAAACAACCAGAGUCAAAGGUUUCAGAUAUCUGUUAAGUCCUGUUUGGUGGUAAAUCAACCUGACAUAGCAUUAACCUUAGGAAAAUGUUAAAUUAAAGUAGAAACCAAAGUUUGCUUUACUUGAAUAGAGCCAUUUCUUUUUUACCAAUUACCAGAGUUUCCCUUGAACUGUUCUAUCACAUGUGAUUUAAGGUUAACUUUACGAAAUUGCAUCAUCACAUAAUAUCAGAAGCCCUGGAUGUGAUGAAUACUGUAUUUCCUUGAAUUCAUAAGCAUGGGCACACAUUCAAGGAAAUACGAUAUUACAUCAUUCUAAACCUCUCUUUAUUUACUGUAGUUGGGCAGGCUUGAUCCUGAGCAUGGACGUGUUGGUGGUCACAAACAAGAUGUCUUGGACGUGGCCUGGAAUCCUUUUGAUGACAAUAUGAUAGCAUCUUGCUCUGAAGACACCACUGUUAAGAUUUGGCAGAUUCCAGAUGAUGGGCUGGGCAAGACAAACCUGACUGAGCCCUUGCUAACUCUAGAAGGGGUUCACCAGCGAAAAGUUCAUCAGAUUCUAUGGCAUCCUACGGCAAGCAACAUUCUUCUUAGCGCAAGUUAUGACCCUGUAAUUGCCAUCUGGAAUUUGGAGACUGGUGAGGCUGUGGUUGAAAUUGACUGUCACCCAGAUCUUAUUUACAGUGUUGACUGGAAUACCAAUGGAAGCCUUAUUGCAACAACAUGCAAAGACAAGAAGAUUCGAGUUAUUGAUGUACGAAAGGGAACAGUCGUUAAGGUGGGAGUGAAUUGAUUCAAGUGUUUUGCUUUUGCUAAGUUACAGCUAGACAUGCAAACCUGUCAAAUGUGACAUGUCACCCUGAAUGUAUGCAAAAGCAUAGCCUACAAGCAAGCUCUCUGGGGCACUCUCGCAGCGGGGCGGGAAAAGGAAGGAGAGCUUGCAACUAUGUCUCUGAAAUUUGAAUAUCUGCAUUGAAAAAGUCGAUGUAAAAUGCUGAUUGGCAGAGAUCAUGGUUCGCACGGGCCUUGAAAAGUCAUUGAAAAUUGGGAUAUUGUGGGAUAUCCUUGAAAAGUCCUUGAAUUUUCAUCAGAAGUCCUUGAAUAUUUUUGAAAGCUCCUUGAAUAAAAGUAACCUUUGGUAAAAUGGUGUAAAGAAGUGUAAAAAAGGUAAGAAGAAGAAGGGUCAGUGUCUGUACAAUAAUAUUGGAACUUGACCCUCAAUACAAAGGCAGAGUAGGUUCAUUUGAGGCAGAGGAAAUGAAAAAGGAGGGGGCAAGAGUAGAUUCCGAUAUAAAAUCUCUGACUGAAACACCAGAUGAACUUUGCUUGAAGGCAGAAGCCUUUUGUCAUGCAAGCCAACUCACUUAAAAAAAACUGCCAAGGAGAAAAUGCAAAAGUUAGCUGACUUCGAUGUAAACAUUAAUGCCAGUUUGCAAAAGCUCAAACUAUAGUCUAGUCAGAUUGUUUCUGUAAUAGACACAAUCUGAACAUUUUCCACGGGUUUGUAAUAAUAUUUUACUUUAUGUUAUUCUAUGUCCAAUUAUGGGAAAAGAAGUCAUUGAAAACUUGAGUUUGGUCCUUGAAAAGUCCUUGAUUUUUUCCCAAAAGAAUCUGUAUGAACCAUUAGAUGUCAUUACCCUUGGCAAGUGUUUUUCAAUGUUUGUUUACAUUCACGCUCGUUUCAGCUUCGUGCUGAUUGGCAGGAAUCUGACAGCUCAGUCAACAGGGAGCCAAAGGGAAAUUGGAGGUGGAAUUCAAAUUUCAGAGAAGAGACGUAGUUGUAAGCUCUCCUUCCUUUUCCCUUCCCGCUGCCAGAGUGCCCCGGAGAGCUUACUUGCAGGCUAGCAAAAUCACAGGCAUGUUCUCAUGUUCAGUGUGCUUUCACAAAAGGUGAUAUACCAUAAAAUCCCUGUUAUAAGCCCCCCCCCCCCCAGCUAUGAGCCUGUCUAGGUCCCCCCACAAGAAGGGCCAUGUCGAGAUGUAAGUACAUAUGUCUUGUUUUGAAACUCCCUUUAGUUAUAAGCAUACAAAACACUUUGAGUACCUGAGGUUAAAUAAAUGAAGUUAAAUAAAAUAAAAAGGGAAUCAUUAAAAAAAGACAAGAACGCUCUUAGUAGCACUGAGUCUCGUUUGCUUGGAGAUAAGUUUUGUUGUCAAAGGCACUGCUACUGUUAUACUACUUUUUCAUUUGGAAUACAAAACAAGUGUUACAUGUCAUAAUGUGAAUACUCGAAACGUAAAAAUUGCAAGGAGAGACAGGGCGCACAUCUUAGCUUCACACCAGUGUGAAACCUUUGAAAACCUUCUAGAUAUUGAUAUUGCUCCAGUGAGGAGAACUCUUUCAGGGAUUUUACACUCAAAACAUUGAACAAAGAUUUUUAUCCGUAUAAAUAUAUAUAUAACUUCCAUGUAGCAGACCAAGAUACUGCUCAGUACAGUAUAUGUUUAGCAUAGGAAAAAUGUGUAAGUUUAGCAGAACCUUAUACAACAGACAGUUAAUUAAGUUCAUGCGUAUUCCUGUUGAAUUUGUUAUCCGUUUUAUAAGAUAUCAUAAUCGCGUGAAACAAGAACAACAAGUUUAUUUCAAAUUAAAUAUAGCUUACAAAGCUUGUGCCUGCAAUUAGCGAAGGCUAUUCGAGGCGCGUACAAGAGAAAAAAGAAAAUUCUAUAAAUAAAUAUAUAUAUAUUAAAUGAACAAUCCUAGAAGCAAUCUAGUUUGGCGUGUGGUCUAUAGCCAGAGUGAGACAGGAAGGCAGACUGUACUUCAUAUGGAAGUACACCAUGUUACAAUUUUGAGAAUUGCCCUGUAAUAUCAGAAACUGUAAUAUAGUCAUCCUCUUUUUCCAGUAUUUCAAAGAGUUUUCUCUUUAGUUUGCUUUUGAAUUGAUUUUUUUUAAGUGCUUUGAUAGAAAGUGGAAUACUGUUCCAAAUUAAAGCACCGGAAAUAGAGAAGGCUCGUUUCAUAUUUUCAGUUCUACCUUGUUCAACACAGUAAUUUUCAUUUGUAACAGAUCUAGUCCGGUAACCGUGGACAGAAGACAGUUAUUCGUGAACAUAUUCUUAAUUUAAAUAGAUCAUUCAUAUACAAGAGAAAAAGCAAGGGUCCCAGAACGGAACCUUGUGGUACUCCGGAGAGGAGAAGUACAUUUUCCAUGGCUGCUUAGUAUCUGCUUUUAAUAUCUCCAUACAGUCUCAGAGUACAAUGUUUAGAACUGUACAAAGCAUGCAUUUUAUCACAGUAUCACUGGGAUAAAGCAUUUAAUUUUCCAGGAAAAUUUCACUUUCUCGUCAAAACAAUCACUGACUCAGCCAGACUCGGAGCAGUGUACUUAAAUUUUGUGUUUAGUACAGGGAACAGGGUUAUGUUCUGUGAAAUUUAUCUACAGUCUGCAGCCCACAUCACCACGAUCCACAAUUUAUUAUUGCUGCAGAGCAACCGUAGGGAGCGAGCAGCAACAUAAUCAGGAUUUAAGGGAAAUAGAUAAGGUAGAACGAAUUCUCGAAUUCAUCACUUUUUACCAGAAUGCAUUGCGCCAACGAACAACUCAAAUAUUCGGUGGUUGAGAGCGUGCGCCAAUCAUUCACUGCCCAGACUCAGAGUUUUUUCGUGGCAAAUUUUCUACAGCACGGUUAGAGGUCUUACCAAAUUGAAGACAUGCAGAAGUCUUUCAGAUGAGUACGAUGGUUAACUUGGGGAUUGGAUUUCAAUUCAAGAUCCUUUGACUUGUCCAGGCAUUAAACUUGACGAGAAGAUGAGCAUUUGCUCUUCUACUCCGCAACACAGAGGAUAUACAAAUUCCAGCUUGCUAGGAGGUGAUGUGAAAGUGAGAAAAUGUCAUGCCAUGCUAUUCUUAAGAACCUGUAUGAGCCGAAAAUGUAUGUGAUUUUGACCAUUAGCUCCAAAAUAACAGCGGAAGUCGAGAUAACAAAACAUAUGUUUUGCAUCCUACUUUGCAGACGAGGAUGUGUAUCAGCGUUUUGUAAAGCAUAAUAAUUAUGUUCUAUCAUUCAUUCAUUGCCAUGGAAUAUGCGUUUACGUUGUUUUUUUUGCUGUUAAUAGCUUGGUUAAUGCAGCUCGAUCAUCUUGCCGGUGGAAGUUUCAUGGAAAAGGCAUUAAAUUAAAACUUUUCCCCAAAGUUACAUAAUCAGCCUCUGUGAUGUAGUGGUAAGGUAUAGUCGUGUCUAGCCGAAGGUGCCGGGUUCGAGUCCUACUCAACUCUUUUUUUCCUUCUUUCUUUUUUUCCCCGCUUUUUGUGUUGUUGUUUUCAUAAAUACAUUAUAAAUAACUGUUAUUUAAUAAAGUGCAAUAAACAGAAAGUAAAGUAUUUUGUUUCCAGAGAAAAGAUAGUUCACCAUAUAUUAAAUGUAUGGAUAAACAAUCUGAAUUUCUAUCAUUUCCUACAAUUUACUGUGGGAAAACCAGAGUUGAUAACCACUUGAUCAUUUUUCUAAACAACGUUCUCAUGAGUUGUUUCUAUAGACUGAUAGUAAUUGUUACUUUCCAACAUGUAAAUAGGACAUUCAAUGUCAUUUUUGAUUCUUUUAAGUCUCACUGCCUAACUAAUUCCAGUAUCAACAGAAUGUGCGGCAGCUUUACUAUCUUUUAGAUACCCUAGUUUUAUUUUAUAUUCAAGUUUUUUUUAACUGAUCCUCGAUCCCCGAUUUGUGAUCCCCGAUCCUCAAUCCUGAUUUUCCAGUAAACUGCGAAGUUUUGCUCAUUAAGAUUUUUCUUUUUUUUUUGACCACUGAAGUAAUUACUUGUUCCAAAGUAAUCAACGCUUUCAAGCGACAGAAUUCAUGGACCGACCCAUUCUGGAAAAGCUCGAUAUGGGAUUUCUAUUCUAUGGACAUGAAGUGCUGCAAGUAGAGUGCAUGAUAGUCAAGUACAAAGCUACCCGCAUAAACACAUCCGUGACACAUACGUAACAUCACACGGGUAGUUGAAGUUGCUUCCAGUAGUAGUCGAAGGUUAAAUCAUUGAUAUCUCAAGCAUUUAUAAAGUGCAAUGCGUCAGCGACUUCACAUUUUAACAACUACAAAAAAUCUAUCAAUUAAAUACACACAAGAAAUUGAAUCUAUUUAACUGUAGAGUAUAAUGCAUAAUAAUUACACAAAAAUCAAGGGCCUUGAUUCAGGGAAAAUUACAUCAUUGCCAAACAGCGAAAACGUGAUCAACUUACAUGCAUCAUUUCAGUCAUCACCGAAAAAAAAACUUUAUGCCCAUCACGAGACUCAUUUGCAUACGAUGAAAGUUAUCACUCGUUCUUAUCCCCAGUUUCCACGGUCCCUGCUAGGAACGCCUGACCUACCAUUUGGUGCCCACACACAAAGAAAAGAAAGAAACACCUGCAUUUUUAGUCUUGCUCUGCUAAAGCAAGCUUGACUAAAAAGAAAGGAAGACAGGCCUUCUGAUAGAGUGCAAUAAAUAAACAGGAAUCAUACGGCAUUUUCAGGGCAGAUUGGGUAAUGAGAAACGCCUAUUGUGCAAUAAGUUAUGCAUUGUUACACUUAGAGUAGUACUACUAACCAUGCUCAGGAUGGUAAAAUGCAGUUUCCAUUUUUACAAUUUCCAUUUGAGAAUUCUUGGACACUUACAAUGCCCUUUUCUAAUUUGUUCAAUUUUUCAAGUAACUGCAAAUUUUUUUGGCAAAUGGAUUCUAAACGACUGCAUUUCAGUUCAAAAAAAAAGAAAGAAAAUUUUUGUCUUGCAUUCACUUUCCCCAUGAAUCUUGUAAAUAAAGUUUCAUGCUGUAGUCAUGCAACAAUGGCAAUGUACAAGAAAGCGUGAUGCAUGUGCAAAGUUGUUGUUUUGCCAAUCUUAGCCUACUGUAUUUCUCCGAAUAAUAGCUGGGGGUGAUUAUUAUUUUUUUCGCACUAAAAGGGGGCGAUUAUUUGAGGGAAAUAAUUAAUCGAGGGACGGCUAUUAUUCGAGGAAAUUUGGUAUUUAUUUUUGCCGUUCUUGUUGCUGUCACCAUCGUUGUUGCUCUAGAACUCUACUGUUUGUUUGCCCUCCUAUCACCUCUCGCUUCAGUUUUCCAAAGUUUAGAAAUUCGCUCAAAUAGCUCUGUUCUACAGUUCUCAGGGACAUAUGUACUGUAGUGUGGCUUCCAUCUCUCUAAGUCCGCCUCUGUAUUUUAGAAUUCCUUACUGCUUCAGUGUAUUAAAAACAUAAGAUGGAGAUCUUGAUGCAAACUUGUGAAGGUGGAGCAGGCCAUUGUGAUUAACAUCCAUGCUUAAAUCCAUCACCCAACACCUAGUCAAUGGUGUGUUGAUCACAGUGGAAUAUUUCUUAAAUCAACAUGAACAGUCUUGAGCUUGCUUUCCUUAUGCUUUGCAGGAGGCCAGUGGCCAUGAAGGGGCUAAACCACAAAGAGUGGCAUUUUGUGAAAAUCUUGGUUAUCUGUUCACCUGUGGCUUUUCAAAGAUGAGUGCUAGACAGUACGCAGUUUGGGAUACAGUAAGUUUGAUUUUUCUGAAAUUUGUUAACAAUAAAUAAUGAAAGGUGAUAAAUUUGUGCUAGUGAUAUCAUAUAUGAAUUAUACCUCUUCUAAGAUUGAGAGAGUUGAUCAUGGCAACAGUGCAGCUCUCCCAAAAGAGCAUCUAAAAGUCAUUUCUCAAAAAAAUGUUUAUUAUGAAAACUAGUAUGGUGGCCUUUAAAAUUUUGUAAAUAUUAGGUGCGGUUACAGCCCGGGGAGUACUUGACCAACAUUUGGUUACAGGUGAGCUGCUGAAAGUUUGAAAGCCUGACCCUGUUAAGGACAAAAAAAAUCCUAUAAUACAUACCCUAUCUAGGACAACACCCUCAAUUUUAUUACCCCGUUUAGCAAAGGUAUUUAGUAAUGAUUUUUUAAUCUGGCUGUAUCUCAUUUUGAAUAUCUGCCCUCAGUAUGUAUUAAAACAGUGGAUAGUGUUUUUUGCACACUCUGACUGGCUACUCAAACUUGCAAUAUCCAGUGCUAUUCACCUCCAAACAAUGUCAAACUUGGGUAACGUAUGAGCAAAAUGGCUUCACAGUUUGUUACAGUAACAAACAAAGAAAUUUCACAAGUAAACGAAGAAGCUGUUCCCGACAACAUGAAGAUAGUGACAAAAUUCGUUUUUUUUACAGGUAAAUCUUGGUCUGUUUAACCUGAAUUUAUCAUAUUUUUUUUUGUUUACAAAUGCAAAUUAAAUCUUGCAUUGCUUACUGGUAUGUUAAGUAGUCUUAUCUUAUUUAGAUAAUGUGUUCAUAAAUAAGCUUAAAACUAAAUCAAAUGGUGUUUUAAACAGAAUGGUUUCAAACACAGAAAGAAUUCACAAUUUCUUUGGAAGAGCAAGAGCUAAACAAAUGGGGGAGACUGGGGAGACCGUCACGGCAUGUAGACGUGUGUUUAUAGCUUGCUCUGCUCGCAGUUAAGAAAUUUACUAUAUUUUUGAAGUGCCUAUGGCUUCUUUGUCAAUUUAUUUAACCCCAAAGAGAAAAUCAAGAAGUAGUAUUUCAUCCAGCAGCUCUACUGAGGUUCUCUAGAUGAAAAAAGGUUGAAAUCAAUGAUCUCGCCAUCAGCAAGUAAUAAAGCCAACAGCGAUCGUGAAGUUAUGGCAGCUUUAAGCCUAACUGAAAGCCUCAUGAAGAAGCUUGACCUUAUUCUAGCGAGACAAACGAUGACUACCGAAAGACUAACAAAGCUGGAUGAAAAAAUGGACGAGCUUAACCAGACAGUGAAGGGUCUUCAAACUAAAGUGUCCUAUAUAGAGACUGAAGUCGUGGCCGUUAAAGGAAAGCAGAAGUCUCUUGAAGAAGAUUGUUCCCAUAUGAAAGAAAAUGCAAAAUUUAUUGACGAAAAAAUCGCUGAGCUUCAGGAAAGUGCGAACAAGAGAAAAGCAGCUAUCAAUGAAUGCUGUAAGCAAAUCCUUUAUCUGGAAGCCUACAGUCACCGGGAAAACCUGAAGUUUGAAGGGAUACCGGAAUCAUUUGAAACCUCAGCCCAACAGAGUGCUCCGGCUGAAGACACGAGAAAAGUUCUUGUUAAUUUUAUAGAAGAUGCUCUUGGUAUAGAGGAUGCGAAAAGCAUCGAAUUCCAACAUGUACAUAGAAUGGGAAACCCUAGGACUGGUAUUGGGAAUGGUAGCCGUACAAUAUUAUAGCCUGCUUUUUGAGGUAUUCGGACAGGGAACGUGUGUUCAAGUGUGGUCGUAAGCUUUAAGUCACAAACUUCAAGAUGUUUGAAAAUAUUCCAAAGGAGUUACACAGACUAAGGAAAAUGCAAAUGGACAAAUUGAAAAAAGCCAGGAAAGACAGUAAAUGUGCGUAUUUUAGUAAAUCCAAGCCUGACAAGCUUUUCAUUGAUGGCAAAUAUGUCCGGUUUUAAUAGGCAUUUUUUGUUAAUAUCCGUAUGCUUUAUUCAUAUCGGUGAAGGAGUUAGAAAAUGAGAUUGAAAGUUUACGAAAGGUAGUUUUUCUUCCGGCAAGGCUCGAUAAUUUUUCACUUUUGCAGCAUAGGUAAGGGUUUUUUUUUUCUCUCCUAGCUGGUUUUUUCUUUCUUUCAGUGUUAAGCUGUUUUGGGUGUUUGGUAUUCGUGAUUUUUUUUUUGUUUGUGGAUCUUUUAUGGAUCUUUCAGCAUUUUGUACAGUAAUUAAGAUGUUAAUCAACUAUACAUGAUAUGCAGUUCUUUUGAUAUGGAUACUGUAAUUUGCAGGUCCUUUGUUUUUUCUUUUAGGUAUUUAGUCCAAAGGUUUACACUUCGUUUUGUAUUGUACAGGUUUCAUUAUUCUCUUUUUGCUUUAUUCCUUGUUCUGAUUAGCUUCUUCAACCCCACCUUUUUUCGCUGAUUGCAUCAAGAUGGUAUUGGACACUUGUAAUUUGAUGUCACUGAGUGUAAGGGGCAUAAAUAACUUUUGUAAACAGCGAAUGAUCUUUACGUGGUGUCAAAAACAAAAGGCCGACCUAAUCUUUCUGCAGGAAACCCAUUCAAAGAAAGACUCUGAAAGACAAUGGAAAAAUGAAUGGGGAGGUGAUAUGAUUAUGUCACACGGAAGUUCAAAUUUGUGCAGAGUUGCCAUACUUUUCAAACAAGGGUUUGAUUGCACUUUUUUGUCAAAAUUCGAAGACCCACUGGGACGCUAUUUGAUCCUGAAGGCGGAGAUCAAGGACAAAUUGUAUGUGCUGAUUAACAUCUAUGCACUGAAUAAGGAUAAAGACAUUAUAACCUUUCCUAACAAUCUGAGAACAAUACUCCAAAAUGAAAAUCUGGGAGACGAAGAAAAUAUAAUUAUAGGGGGUGAUUUUAAUUGUCCGCUGAAUCCAUCCCCCGAUAAAAAAGGUGGUACAAUGUUACCGAGGAAAUCAGUUAUUGAAACCAUUGAUUGUUCACGAGAUGAACUUGAUUUGGUUGACAUUUGAAGAAUUAAAAAUCCUUCUUUAAACGUUUCACGUGGAGCCAAAACUCGCCAAUGAUUUUAUGCUGCUUAGACUAGUGGCUGAUUUCAAAUAAUCUUCAAGAUUUGGUUUCAGUAACGAAUAUUAUUCCAGCCAUUAAAACUGACCAUGCAGCCAUUUCCUUGGAUUUUAGUAUUAGUCGAAACCACAUUAAAGGUUCGGGUUACUGGAAAAUGAACUGUUCUCUUCUGUAUGAUGAUAACUACCAAAGGGAGGUUACCGCGGCUAAAAUGCCUGUCCGGCUGGGCGAGGGCAGAUAUGACCUGCCGGAUCACAGAUGUAUUUGGGAUUGGAUUAAGUAUAAUCUUAGAGCACAUGCAGUGUAGUUUUCAAAACGUAAAGCAAAAGAAAAAAAGAUAAGGAGAACAUAUUGCAAGAUGAAUUUAACAAAGAAAAGCAAACGUUUUAAUGUGAUCCUACCAAUAAAAAUGCAACCGAUUUUAAUACGGCAAAAGAAAGUUUGGAACAUUUUUAUGAAGAAAGACUUCAAGGUAUUAUCAUUCGCACAUGGGUGUGAUGGUGUGAACAUGGUGAAAAGAGUACAAAAUAUUUUCUCAAUCUGGAGAAGAGGAACCAUGUCAAUAAUUACAUGUGCGAAAAUUGAAGAUUAAUGGUUCGAUCACUACUGAUCCGUUCAAAAUUCUUUCUGAGGAAAAACGUUUCCUAUCAAGAAUUAUAUACGAGUAAGAAUUUGGGUAACGAGCAAGCAACAGAAAUUUUUUGAAUAGUUUAAAUAUCCCACGCCUCACAGAUGAACAAAAGCUUUCGUGUGAAGGCAGCUGACAGAGGAGGAGUGUGUUAAAGCUUUACAAAGUUUUCAGGGUAACAUAGCUCCUGGUAAUGAUGGACUUCCAAUCGAAUUCUACUGUAAAUUUUGGGAAAUUAUUAGCGAACCUUUCGUCAACUGUGUCAACAAGAUUUUUACUAGUGGUAAAAUGUCACGCUCCCAGAAACAGGCAGUGAUCACUCUCAUUGAAAAGAAAGGAAAGGACCGUUCUCUUUUAGAAAACUAGAGACCGAUCUCACUUGUCAACAUUGAUGCCACGAUUAUCUCUAAAGUCUUAGGUACCUGGAUAAAAAAUGUCCUACCAAGCAUAAUUCAUCAUAACCAAAGUGGUUUCGUGAAGGACCGCUUUAUAGGUGAAACUUUUCGCUCGAUCUUUGAUUUAAUGGAAUUCUCUCUAAAAGAGAUUAUUCCUGGUUCAAUGAUAUUUAUAGAUUUCCACAAAACAUUUGACAGCUUAGAAUGGAACUUUCUUUUCAGCUGUUUAGCAGCCUUUGGUUUUGGUCCGGAAUUUGUUUGGUGGGUAAGGACACUGUACCACAUUAUUGAAAGUUGUGUUCUCAACAAUGGUCUCGCAACUGACUUUUUUUCUCUGGAAAGGGACGUGAGGCAAGGUGAUCCACUUUCUCCAUAUUUGUUCGUGGUUGCAGUUGAAACUCUUGCUUUGGCAAUUCGUCAAAACCCAGAGAUAAUUGGUAUUAAAAUCAGUGGUGAAGAAACAAAACUCCUUCAAUAUGCUGAUUACACAACGGCCAUUCUGUCAGACAUUGACUCGGCACAGGCCCUUUUUAACCUUCUCGAAGUAUUCAAGAACUUAUCAGGACUUAUAAUUAACUCAUCUAAAACUGAAGGAAUGUGGAUCGGGUUGUCUAGAGAUAAAACUUCAAAACCUUUUGGUAUAAAAUAGCCUGAUGAGCCAAUCAAAGCCCUUGGUGUUUAUUACUCAUAUAAUAUCAAACUUUUGCAUGAAAGAAAAUUUAUUGAGGGAUUGGACAGUCUCAAAAAACUGAUAAACAAGAGGUCUUUCUAUCUGUGGAAAAGUAACAAUUAUCAAGUCUUUAAUCAUACCAAAAUUUGUUUACAUUUCCUCGUCUGCCGGUCCCCCAAGGAAAUCGUUAAAGACUUAAAUCAAAUGAUAUUUAAUUUUUUGGGGAAAGGAACCGAUAAAGUGACAAGACUUUCCACAAUUAACAAAUGUGAAAACGGUGGUUUAAAAAUGAUCCAUCUUGAAAGUACGAUUAAAUCCUUACGACUAGCCUGGCUGAAAAGGAUCUUCCAGUGCAACAGUGGUGCUUGGAGAAGCUUUUUACGGUUUUCGUUGGAACCUUUUGAGGGCCUCUUUUUAUUUCAUUGUUAUUAUGACAUUAAAGAGAUACUCAUUUCCUCUAAAUUCCAUCUGGAGUUAUUUCAAUGGUGGUCUGAGUUUCAUAAUGUUUUUGAUAGUAGAAGGGAAUGUCAACAUAUUUUGUGGAAUAACAAAGAGAUACGUGUUGAUAAUAAGCCUGUUUUCUAUAAAAACCUUUUUGAACAAGAUGUCAUUUUCGUAAAUGAUCUUUUGUUUGAAUUUGAUACCACAAAUUCUUUUACUAUUGUUUCGAAUAAAAUUAGCAAGGUUAACUACCUAAUUUGGGCAGGGCUUUGUCACUCUGUUCCAAAACAUGUAAAGAAUAGCAAUUGUCUUCGCUCAGAAAUAAGCUUAAUAUUGACAAUCAAUAACAAAGAAUUUGGUAUAUUAGAAAAGAAAUCUAAAGAUAACUACAUGCUAAUUAAAGAAUAAUUGCCCAGUGUCCAAAAAACUCAAAACACUUGUGUCAAGAUUUCAAUCUAACCCAAGACCAGGUGAAAAAAGUAUUCCUUCUUCCACAUGAAGUAGCGUUUGAACCUUAUCUAAAAGCUUUUCAAUACAAAGUCCUUAAUUCACUUUUAUUUACCAUAAAAAGUUAUGCAAAAUAGGUUCUAUUCAAGAUGGUAAAUGUUCACUAUGCAAAACGGAUUCUGAAUCCCUUUACCAUGUCUUUUUCAAAUGCAGACACACCAAGCAGUUUUGGAAGGAAUUCCAAUAUUACUCUUACAUAUUGGCAAGAGAAUUUGUUUGUCUGACCUUACAAGACGUUAUUACAGGAAUAUUAUAUACAAAUUGCCCUUUACUGAAUUAUCUGAUACUGAUUGCUAAACUAUACUUAUGGGGUUGGGGAAGAAAUCAGACUCUUCCAGUCAUAACUGCCUUUUCAUCCAAAGUUAAAAUUAAGUAUGAAACAGUAAAGUACAUAAGUGUUAAAACUAAUAAAAUGGACAAAUUUAAUAAGAAGUGGGCUCUGCCUUUGUACUCUGUGUUGUCUGUACUUAGAACGUAUUUUUCUUUUUUUGUUUUGUUACUUUACCGUUAAAGUUCAUAAUGUAAUGUCAUGUAACGUUAGUAUUUAAUAAAGGUUUGAAAAGUUAAAAAAAAAAAAAGAAAAAGAGCUAAACAAAUGCCUUCAAAAGUUUAUUUAUCAACAAGAAAAUUUGAUGGCUGUUCAGUCAUUUGUAUGCCACAAUAUUUUAAUGUGACUAUUGGCAGCAAUAAAUGAGUUAAAAAUCUCAAAUGUUAGGCUGAAUUAUCUCACUGUUUUAGUAUGUUCUAUUAUUCACCUCAGUGUUGGUGGCUAGUGGUGGAUAUUUACCUCACCGCUUUGUGGCUUGUUAAUCUCCACCUUCACUUAAGUGAAUAAUUGUCAUUGCUGUGGAGCGACCGGAGGGAGCGAGCAGCAACAUAAUCAGGAUUUAAAGAAAAUAUAUAAGGUGGAACGAAUUCUCGAAUUCAUCACUUUUUACCACAAUGCAUUGCAUUUAACCAGAAUGCAUUAUGCCAUGAACAACUCAAAUAAAAAGACGGGGAAGUUCGGAGGGAGUGCAUCAUUCGCUGCCCAGACUCAGAGAUUUCUUUGUGGCAAAUUUUCUACAGCACGGUUAGAGAUCUUACCAAAUUUAAGACACGCAGGAGUCUUUCAGAUGAGUACGAUGGUCAACUUGGGGAUUGGAUUUCAAUUCAAGAGCCUUUUUGACUCGUCCAGGUGUUAAACCUGACGAGAAAAUGAGCAUUUGCUCUUUGACUCCGCAACACAGGGGAUAAACAAAUUCCAGCUUGCUAGAAGGUGAUGUGGAAGUGAGAAAAUGUCAUGCAGUGCUAUUCUUAAGAACCUGUACGAGCCGAAAAUGGAUGUGAUUUUGACCAUUCGCUUCAAAAUAACAGCGGAAAUCGAGAUAACAAAACAUAUGUUUUGUGUCCUACUUUGCAGAUGAGGAGGUGUAUCAGCAUUUUGAAAAGCAUAAUUAUGUUCUUUCAUUCAUUCAUUGCCAUGAAAUAUGCGUUUACAUUUUUUUUUUCACUGUUAAUAGCUUGGUUAAUGCGGCUGGCGAUCAUCUUGCCGGCGGAAGUUUCAUGGAAAAGGAAUUAAAUAAAAGACUUUUCCCACACUGUACAUAAUCGGCCUCUGUGGUGUAGUGGUGUCGAGCCGAAGGUGCAGGGUUCGAGUCCGACCGAACUAUUUUUUUUUCCUUCUUUCUUUUUUUUUCCGUUUUUUGUGUUAUUGUUUUCUAUAAACAUAUAGCUAAAUAACUGUUACUUAAGAAAGUGUAAUAAACGGCAAGAAAAGUAUUUUGUUUCCAGAUCUUCCAGAGAAAAUAUAGUACAUCGUAUAUUAAAUAUAUAGGUAAACAAUCUGAAUUUCUAUUAUUUCCGACAAUUUAUUGUGGGAAAACCAGGGUUGAUAACCACUUGAUCAUUUUCCAAACAACGUUCCCACAAGUUCUUUCUAUAGACUGAUAGUAAUUAUUCUAGUACUUUCCAACAUGUAAAUGGGGCAUUCAAUAUCAUUUCGAUUCUUUUAAGUCUCACUGCCUAACUAAUGCCAGUAUCGACAGAAUGUGCCGCAGCAUUACUAUCUUUUAGAUACCCUAGUAUAAUAGAACAUAUUAAUUUGAAAUAUCAUUCACACAUCCAGAGGAACAAACUAGCUGAAAUUUUGCCUUAAAAUUUCCCUGUUACUGUCAUCUUAAUAAUCUGCUGUGUCAACAUCAAUCUUUUCUCAAACAUUGUGAAAGAAACCAUUAAAAUAAACAAUUUUCCAUCCGUUUUUUUUAAGUUUGUGUCUAUUGGAGAAUCCUUAUUAACUUUCUUGUCUGGGAUAUCAACUAUUUGCCACAUUUAAUGUCAUGGGUGGCUUCUUUCUUCUUUUUGACUUAUCCAUGGAUUUCCAAUGGUAACUUUAUCUCAGGAGAGUCUGAUCACACUCACCACACCAAUUUCCCGAGGUGACAAGCGUCUUUUACCACAGUAAAAGUGUCCUGUGUAGCUGCACCAAUUAGAAUGAUUCACUUCUUUAUUAUUGUAUUUUGGUAAUAUUUCCAGUUCUGGUAGAUGCAGGCAAACCUUUUUGGUAAAAAAAACACAGCUAGCAAGUGCAGCUGAGGACCUUGUGCAUUGCAUUAAAGAGUGCAUUGUGGCAUUCACAAACCACAAAAGACAAAGGAGUGAUUUUCUGUUACUCAGGGUAGUGCAUGCUUAGUUGUUAAACCAUUUUGUCAAAACCAGUCAGCGAGUGAUUAGAAACCUUUUUUGUUUGUUUGUUUGUUUUUUUAACAGAAAAAAGAAACUCUGGAGCAGUUGACCAUGGAGGAAAUUGAUCAGUCUAAUGCUACCCUUUUCAUUCACUAUGACCCUGACACAAAGAUGAUUUACUUAGCCGGCAAGGUAAGUUUCAUUCAUGUCAUUGUUGACUACAUACUGGAAUUACAGCCGAUUGAGUGUGCAGAGAAAGUUGUUUCCAACAGACCGGCGUGGCUAGUUGAUUUUGUGAUCAGGCAAGUAAAUUUUGUUGGGCUAGUUAUAAUGACUCUCGGGCUAGGAAAUGCUAGUCAGUCACAGCUUGCCAGAAGGGCAAGCUGUAAAACUGACUUUCUUUGCACCCUGUGGUACGUUACCAUUGUUAAUGUUUUAUAGGCAUGUAAUAUAUUCUAAUUUUGUGAAAAGUGAAGAGACCAAUUAUAUAUUCCACAAAGUUAGGAGCAAAAAACCCUAAAGCGUAUAACUCUGUUCCAAUGCAGGGUUCUUAGGAAAACCAAUCAAAAUUUAAUUUGAUAUGGAAUUACUGAUGUGUAAGACUUUUGGUUGUAAACAAAGUGGUACAAAGGCAAUUACAGUUUUAGAAAGUAAUCAGAAUGAAUCCCCAAAUAACCAGGAUUGACUUAGUCUGCUACACAGCCAUUUUUAGUGUCGAAACGCAACACUCCUCCCCAUAGGAGCGUUGUGUGACAACACUAAAAACGGCUGUGUAGCAGACUAGGAUAAAUUCAGGGGACACCCUCAGGACCAAGACAAGUGUCCCCUGAAUAGAGGUGUCCCCUGAAUGGAGGUUGGGGUGGGGUUAGUUAAUAAUUAACCAACAAAUAAAAUAUUUUUCUUUCAUUCUGCCUCGCAAUCUGCUACAGUUUUUAUUUUAAGCAGCUAGAUAAUGUUUAAGUUAUUAUGAUUAACAGAUCUCUGCAUUGUUGUGUGUUGAAUUCCCAUGAGUCCAGUACACUGCUUUGAGUGAGGUAGUUCAUGUUUUGAAAGCUGUUGCCAUUGUGACCAGUGAAAAUUGUCAGAGAUUUUUGUGUUCAGUCGGGUUUCAAGUGCUAAGGUGUCCCCUGAAUGGAGGUUAAACGCGGGUUUUGGGACUGCUGAAUAGAGAUGUCUUUUAAAAUAAUAGGUAAUAACAACUACAUAGAUGAUGUGAACAUUUUUCUGGGACCAAAUUUUGUGUCCCCUGAUUGGAGGUGUCCCUUGAAUAGGGGUGUCCUACUGUAUCCCUCAACUUAUGCAUGGGUGGCAUGCUCUAGAUGGCCAAUCAGAAUUCUUCAUGUGAUGUCAAAGAAUAUAAUUAAGCAGUUCUCAAACUUCUUCAGCCAAGAACCUUAAGCCAUUAAGUGAAGGCAAAUUUGUGGGCAUAUUUUGACUCAGUACCAGUAUGGUAUAACUGUCAUAGCUAUGAGUUGUCUUUAAAACUGAAAUUAUUAGUUGCUUUUCUUAACAGGGUGACAGCAUCAUCAGGUAUUACGAAUUAGUGGCAGAAUCUCCACAUUGCCAUUGGCUAACGAACUACAGUGCCACCACAGCCCAGCGAGGAGUGUGCUACAUGCCAAAACGUGGCUGCAAUGUCAACAUCAAUGAAGUAGCAAAGUGUUUUAAACUUAUUGCUAAGGGAGCAUCUGAUUACUGUGAACCAAUCAGCUUUACAGUCCCAAGAAAGGUAUUUUUAUUUGUAAUUUAACCCAUUCGCCCCUGAACCGCCCGUAACCACCCGUGCGGAUCCAGGUCCUUUCUACCCUUUGUGACGUCAUCAGUUUUAACAGUCAAGGACAACUUUCUUCGCUAACUUGUGCAGAGUGAAGAGAUCUUUCAAACCAUACCAGAAUGAGCACAAUUCAGUCAAGGACACCGGAGAAAGAAGCAAAAAAACCACGUGACAUUGACCUGAAAAUCUCCAUGAAAAUCUUGUUCCAUUGCUCACCUGCCUUUCCUUUCACCUAAUCCUAAGAUCCUAAAAGCUUUCCUAAAAGCUCUUCCCACCAAAAUGAAGCCUACUAAAUGCCCAGCAAGAGAAAAAAAAAUGAGGUAAGAAAAGCGAAAAAAGAAGGGAGGAGAGGAAGCGAAAAGUAAACGUCAAGACUGCUGUGUCACUUUUAAACCCAAAAAUCUCCAAAUUUUGCUUUCUGCGCAUGCCCGAACUUCGCAAGCUGAUAUUGUGCAUCUGGAUCAGAAGGCUACGAAGUGUACGAACCUGCAAACCGGUUGUGGUAAGUUUUAGCUCUUUAUAGCACGACAAUGACCGGAAAACCACUCGACUAGCAUCAAAACGCGUUUAUCGGCAAAAUCUCCAGGAGCGAAUGGGUUAAAUAAUAAUUAUUUUAAUUCAUGGGAGCCCAGAAGUCAUGUCAAAGAAGAUUAACCAAUUUAUGCUCUUGACAUCCAAGAUGACUUCCGCACAGGUUGCUGAAAUGCUGGUAUGGUACUCUCACCUCGAUGAUUAUAAUUCCACUUUUUUUCAGAUACAGCAAAAGAAAACAUAGCAUAGCAUAUAGUGCUCUUCCUUGUGAUACUGGCAGAAAAAAGAUAUACUACUAAACGUGUUCGCUCGAGUAAUUCACCAUGGAUUACCCCUCAGUUAAAAAAACGCUUACACGAAAGAGACAUUUUCAAGUUAAAAGCGAUUCGUUCGGGAAAUGUUGAUGAUUGGCGUAAAUUCAAGAAAUCCGUAGUUCUACAAAUAGUGAAGUUAAGUUUGCUAAAAAGGUUUAUUUUGACAAUGCGUUUAAAUAGAAUCGAGGAGACCUGCGUAACACUUGGCGAAUCAUAAACGAACUUACAUCCAGAAAAUCGAAGAGUUCCUUUGUGAACGAAUUAAACUCAAUAAUGGCAAUUCCAUUCAUGAUCCACUUGAUUGAUCCGAUUCCUUUAACGAUAACCUGAGAUCAGGCUCUAUUUAUAACAUUCCGGCGGGCAUGGCGAAACGAAAAGAAAGCCCAAUUUCAGCGGUAGCCGUUAGAGAGAAUGUAUGAGAACCGCUCAAAUUGGGCCUGAUCUCAGGUUACUUUAACGAUCACUUUGUAGUGUUGGCCCCAGGGCAGCAAACGAGAUUCACGUGGGCGAAAACGGUCCUUCGCAUAUGGAUUAUCUGUGCGAGACUUAUGAAUGCAGAUUCGAAAUGAGAACAUCCACUGUUUCCUUUGUCAAGUCCACCGAAAAAACAUUACAAAACAACAUUGGAAGAGAGAAAGACAGGUAUCAGAGCAGUGUGACCCAAGUUGAGUGUCCUUGAUUUUCGGUAUAAAAUGCGGACUCACGGAUCACGUUGGUAAAAACUGUGCUAAUUGGUUCUAGGUAAGGUAAAAUAAGAUCAAAAGACGUGAGUUUAAGUUUGAAACACUCCUAGAAAUUCUUGGUAGAGGUGUACCGCCCGGUUCUCCAAAUCCAGAGCAUUUUUAGACCUGCUCUCUAACAUCAAACGGUCACAAACCAUGUCAUCAUCGCUUGGAAUAUAACGUUGGAUGAUAUAUUUCGGUCAUUAUUCAUGUAUAGGUGAGUAACCCCCUCCCCCCUAAAUACAGGUUUUUUGCAUCGAACCUUCUCGUAUGGGUCCUUCAUUUCCUCAUGAUCGUUCUUAGUGUCCUCACUUUGAACCGGCUUGACAUCAAACAAAACGUUGAAUUAGCGCAAGAAAUAACAGCGAGAUAAAAGAAAAAACGUCUCUUUGAUCGGCUAGAUCCCUGUGCAUCUUGCCUUCUUGAAUUUACGCUCCAGAAAAUUCAACUGUGCGUGAAAAACUUACGAGCCGAUAUCAGUAGUGUAGACCUACGAGUAGUCCCCAUUGUUCCUCAGGGAUAGAAGAGCGAGCGAAACGCGAGCGCGCGUAAAAAUGACCCACGCGAGAAAGGCGAGACGCGGCGGGGAGAUUUUUUCACGCGGGGUGAUAUUCACUCGCGCUCGCGUUUCGCUUGCUGUACUAUUCCUGAGGAAAAAUGGGGACUACUCGUAGUCUAUCAGUAGUGUGACCUUCCCAGAAUCUUUUACCUAGGUAAAACAAAACCCGAGCUGAAUUUACCUCGGGAGAUUGUUGAUGAAUUUGCCCUAGCCUGGGUGAAUCGGUUUAACAUAGGUAAAAGUCUGUAGUGUGACCACAGUUAUUGUUCUCUUUUACAGUCUGAACUUUUCCAAGAAGAUCUCUUUCCUGACACAAAAGGAGAUGAACCUUCCCUUACUGCUGAUGAGUGGCUUGAGGGAAAAGAUGCAGAUCCCAAACUGAUCUCACUUAGACCGGUAGGUCCUGGAGCAGCUAAGACUGCAAAGAAGGUGAAAAAGGGACUUGGGGCACUUGGCAAAAAAGCACCAAAGAAAACAGCGCAGGCUGCUGAUGAAGAGGUAAGUGAUGGCUGUUAUUAAGGCCUUGUCCUGGCUCAGAUGAGAACAUCACCGUUCUUAAGUUUAGGUGGACAGCGACAUAGAGGACGGUGACUUUGGCCGCGGCGGCUUGGGGAGGGACGACGUUGACUUGGCGAGAGAAACAAACUUUAAGUGUCAGUAGAGGUGACGGUCGAAGACGUUUUUUCAACUUUAUUGAAGGUUCGAGAGAAUGAGUUCCCUGAAAGAGAUCCGAGAGAUUUUGGCCUACUUUUAUUUAUGAUGGUGUCAUAUCAGAUGAGGAAUUCGUUCUCUUGUACAAUGAAACUCUAGUUGAGCGCUUUGUUACUCGAAAGAGAAUGUUCGUGGCUUCACUGAGCCUAUUUGCGAUCUACGUAUUGCCACAUUUUCCCACGCUCCACAGUUCUUAGGCUAACAACGGCUGGUAAUCGAGCUUACACGGUUCUGGGCUUGAAGCGGUAGGGUUCACUUACAAGAAUUUCUUCAGCAAGCUGAAUAGCGUGAACUUUAGUCCACUCCACGUUCUUAAAAUAAGAACAAAUUAAUACGAUGGACAAUGCGCGCUAUAAAAAAGACGAGUUCCUUCAUCCUGAUUUAUCAAGGGGUUUAUUCUUGGAAGCUUUCGUCGCGCCUUUUAACCCGGCCCGACUGACUGCCCCUGGGUCUAUGAACACGUAAUUUCAUUUUGGCCUAUAACUUAAGCAGAAAAAAUGAACUAAAUAUUUCGUGAAUAAAGAAAAGGGUAGAAGGCGAUGUUCACAUGAUGCGAGAAUAUUAAAUGUGAUAAUUUCAUCGCUGGGAAUUCUAAUCCUGCAAUUUUACCAUUUUGACAAGUUCAGUGUGCUAUAUUCCAUCAUAAAAUAGUGUUAUAAUAAGUAAUUGAGAAAGGUUUACCAUUUGAAGUAAACUAAACAUUACAGAAACAGAUAAAGCGGUACUCUGUUAAAAUAAAGAUAUUUUGAAGACAGAAACACGAAGAGAAAACUCACGUUCUCGAGAUACCGCCGCACUAAGCUUUCUCACCGUCGCGACGUGCAGUCGACGUAGGCUGGACGGCUUUAGAUAUAUGCAGGCAACUUUUAUUUACGGUUGCCGUCCUCCACCUUACCGUCCACCCUAACGUAAGGUCCGUAUCAUUAGCCUAGGACGGUUGUUAUUCUUUGACUCUUUCUCCUUUGCCCAUCUUUGUCAAUUCAAAAAGGACAGAACUACUCUGUUGUUUGAAAGGCAAUGACACGGCUUUGGUGGUGCAGUGUACGUACCUUGUGCGUGUUGAGUAAGGGAAAUGGGGCUAGAUGUUAGUUGGGGUGAAUGUCCUUUCUCAUCUCGCUGUGUUGAAUUUCACUGUAGUCUGUGGUACUAAUAGCAGUUGCAAAGCGUGGACUUUCGUCCUAAGGGAUAAGUUUGGCCAUGUCUUUGCCAUUGCAUUCUUCUUUUAGACAAGAAACUUUGCUUAAUAUUGUCUCCUCUUGUCAGAUGUAUAAUGAAAACUGGUAACACACUCAGUGCUGGGAGGAAACCCUAUAAUCUACUAAAUUCCCAUCCAGGGAUUAAUACUAAUCUCUUAUCUGUUUUUCAAUGGACAAGAGGCUAUUGCAGUCUACAUACCCAACUUAAGCACUUGUGAAAAGCCCUGGAAAAUUAGGCUUCCACGGAGUCUAAACCCUAAUCCUGUGUGUGCGUAGUGGUAUCGCAGGGUCAUUUCUUUAUUCCAAAGCAUAAAAUUGAUAUAUUUUCAUAGAGAGUUAACUCUCUAUAUGACGGACGCGAUUCAGUAGGACUACCUGUUUUGUAUGGCAAGGAAAGAUUGUGUUAAGGCCAUAUAAUAUCCCGUUUUUAUGGACCUCAACCUUGUCUCUGUCCUUAAAACGCGAAGAAAGAACGUGGCCAAAAAUAUGUGGUCAUGUUGACUUCUAGACCGAAAAUCAGCCCGUAUUUUUGUGUGGGUUAAGAACGCGUGCGCGAGUGUUCAAAGGAAAGGUCUGGAAUGAGGGUGAAAACAGUGAGGGAGGGAAUAUCAAGCCGGCGCUUCACGCCUUGCAAAACCGAUUUUUAGCAAAAAACGGAAACCGACUGUUUUGCAGUCUACUUGACUUCACGCUUGGUCGAUAACGUACCGUUACUUAGUUAUAUAGGCUAGUUUCAGGGCAGUGUCUGUUUUGAGAGUGUUCAUUGUACAGUCGAACCUCCCGUAAGCGACCAACUAAAAUGCGAAGACUUAAUGCUCGCUUACAGGAGAGUGCUCGCUUGGAGGACUUUUUAGUUCUUGUUCAACAUCCUUCACUGACCACGCAAUCGUAAGAAAUUUCUGUCCUACGAAAUUUCACUCUUUGAAGCUUUCAAAGAUUUGCCGCCAACCUGAAGGGAAUUUGCAUGUGAUCACCUUUGAUUAUAGAACCGCACUCGAACUGUAGUCAAGCAAAUCAUUCUGAUUACAGUGUAACUGAGCCAAUAAACUAAACGUUGCUGAUCAUUUUUACUCCUUCUAAGCCAAGAAAGUUGAUCUAAAUCUUGCGAGCGUAGAAGCUGAGGACUCGUAGCCCUUAUUAUAGCACUAAAGAACCUACACUGAACAUGGAGUUGAGACCACUUGUCAAGUAUAAUGGUCGCUUACAAGAGGUUGAAAGCGGUGGGAAAUUAUUAGACCGUCAGUCCCGAAAAGUGGUCGCGGUCGCUUACAGAAGCUGGUCAUUUACGAGAAGUUCCAUCUGUAAGGCCUCGACUGGGAAAUUUUUGGUGUUUUGGAUAGGUGGUCGCUUACGAGAAGUAGUCGCACAUGGAGGUUCAACUGUCCCAAGAGGGUUUCUGAUGCAGUAAUUUUUUUUUAUUUUUUCCAUAUUCUAUAGGAUCUAGAGGAAUUGGUGAAGAAGCUAAAAUUGCAAGUGGACGAACAGGAAAAGCGAAUCAAAGCCCUGGAAGAGAAAACGCAGAAUUUAUAAGUGUACUUGCAAAGGAAAACGAGAAGUGAUAAAAAAUAGGUUCAACUUGCUAAUGUUGCAAAUCAGUUCAGUUUGAAAUUAACUUAAAGUUCUAAGCAACUCUUAAGCGUUAGCUGGUUAGCUUUCAAAAUUGUAUUUUUCGACCGAUUAUUUGUAUUAAAAAUUGUUAAGGAUUUCAGUGGUGAAAGUAUUUUCGCUGACUUGCAAAAUUUCUAGUUGUAUUAGCCCUUGUUUUUCGAUUAUAAAUGAUCUCGGCUGAUUUCUCCUUUUAUUGACCUCAUGAUCAGUGAUACGAUUUUUAAAUGAUUUGAAGAUUCUUAAAGAUAGGUGGAAACUUUUUUUCCUUUUACACAUUAAAGCCAUUGGAUUAUAACUGCUUUGUCAGCAUUUUCAAACAGUGAAUAGCAUCAAUGUCUUCUUAUCACUGGUUUAUAGGCCAAUUUACAGUUAUGGAUGGAAGCGAGGUUCGAGUUGACCUUGUUUUAAUACAAACCUCCCUGCUUUAUUAUGAAAAUCAAGUUGCUCUUAUGCUAACUAGUGUUUUUCAAGGACAAUUUCCAAGACAAAGCAAAGGAGGUUUGUAUCAAAACAAGGUCAACCUCAGCCUCACAUCCACUGGAAAGCUAGUAUAGGGUACCAAGUCCACGUCUGUAAAAUGGUCUAUUAAAUAACAUGGUCAUCAAAAUAAAGCAAAUGAUCACU
Molecule: messenger RNA, 24720 nt
Organism: Porites lobata
Lineage: Eukaryota; Metazoa; Cnidaria; Anthozoa; Scleractinia; Poritidae
Source: the annotation of a GenBank genome assembly